GUUAGUUUUUAUGUUGUAGCCGAUCGACUGCUCGCUUUGACUUCACAUUCGCCUUUUUGCAGCCUGUCAAUAAGAUUCUCGAUCCUUCCUAAAUUGUUCGUUUUAGACUUUGGAUUCCUUCUCCUGCAUCCUUGACACCGCCUAGGCCCCAAAGCGGAGCUCGGGCAGCGGGUUUGUCCUCUUUGUCUGCUUAGAGGAUUUUCCAGCAUAUUCCAUCAUCUCAUCUCUGCACUGUAACUGGUGGAAGUGGCGCUCAUUGCUGGGCUGAUAUUGGGAAUUAUAGUUUUGGCUGAGGGCACUCUAAACCUCAGCCUGCUCGCAUUAACCACAAGCCCCAGUGACAAAACGACAGACGACUGCCUGCGCUGACGCUAUGGAUCACUCCCCCAGCACCAGUCAACUCAUGUCCGGCAACGUGACCAAUAAGACAGACCCUCGGUCCCUGAACUCAAGGGUCUUUAUUGGGAACCUUAACACGAUGCUGGUCACCAAGGCCGACGUGGAAGCCAUUUUUAGCAAAUACGGCAAGAUCGUUGGCUGCUCUGUACACAAGGGCUACGCCUUCGUCCAGUUUGCCAAUGAGAGGAACGCACGGACCGCUGUGACGGGAGAGGACGGACGCAUGAUAGUUGGACAGGUGCUUGAUAUUAACUUGGCAGGGGAGCCCAAACCACACCGGUCAAAAACAACAAAGCGAUCUGCCGGAGAUAUGUACAGCAGUUCUACUUUCGAGCUGGAUUACGAUUUCCAGAGAGAUUACUACGACAGGAUGUAUUCGUACCCGUCCCGUGUGCCUCCACCGCCUCCUCCUCCUCUGUCCCGCGCCGUCAUCCCUUCCAAGCGUCCACGGGUCACUAUGAGCGGAGGAACCAGCCGCCGGAAGUCCAGCCUGUCCUCCUCAUCCAAGAGCAGUCAGCGGUCUUCCUCUCGAGCCCUGAAAUCGGAUGACCUUCAAACUAUUAAGCGAGAGCUUGCUCAAAUCAAACACAAGGUCGACUACCUUCUAGAGAGUCUGGACAGGAUGGAAAAAGACCACGGCAAGAAAUCAGAUGGGAAAACCAUGAAGGCGGAUAUGGCGGAGGCUUCUUCCCUGCAGCAUUCCAUGAAGAAGGAUAGAGAGAGGGAGGAGCAAGAGAUCAACGACUCUGACGAGGAGAGAGAUCUAUUGGAAGAGGAGGAAGAGGUCAAAAGUCUGGAUGGAGAUAAUGAAGAAGAGGAGGGAGAGCACGAGGAGGAAGAGGAGGGAGAGCACGAGGAAGGGGAGGACGAUGGCGACAGCAUUAACGGCGACGACUCGUAGAGUGUUUUAUACACGGUGGACACCAUACACACGCCCUUUCAGUUGUUUAGAAAGGUUGAAGCCGGUCUUUAAAAGAUUUGUACAUUUGAAAUGUAGAUGCGCCCGUGAUGUAUCUGACACUACAUUUACGUUUAUUUUAAUGCUAGCAUGGCGUCAUUUCAGGCUUUGAAAGUGUCCCUGAACUAUUAUGAAGAAAAACAACAGAUAACCGUACGUUCUCUGAUUAUAUUAUGAAUAUGAGAAGGUUGUUUUGUGUGUAUUUACUCUGGUUGUGGCACACACACACACACACACAUGUUGUAUUUCUUACUAGCAGAUAGAUUGUGCGUUUUCAUUCUCCGCGUGAGACUGGCUUGUUCCCUGUAUGCCCUGACACAUAGGAUUUUUGUUUUCUGUGUACAAAACUAAAAUGUGUAUUUUAAGAAAGGAAACUGAAGUAGCUUCUCUGUUACAGAGAGUCAAGAAGCUCCAAGGAAAUGUCUAUGUUUGUAUGUACCUGUCUUUUUAUAUUACAGUUUCAGAAUAAUUACAGGAGAAUUUCAAUAAAAUAUUAAAAUAAA
This is a messenger RNA of Triplophysa dalaica, 1860 nucleotides long. RefSeq names its product heterogeneous nuclear ribonucleoprotein C (gene hnrnpca). The transcript is spliced from 10 exons. NCBI's taxonomy places the organism in Eukaryota, Metazoa, Chordata, Actinopteri, Cypriniformes, Nemacheilidae. The coding region runs from base 374 to 1300 and encodes 308 amino acids. Gene Ontology annotation, cellular component: nucleus. Gene Ontology annotation, molecular function: RNA binding. The record is from RefSeq and is a predicted model, not a curated record.